Messenger RNA from Solea solea (common sole), 6491 nucleotides. It is a transcript of the gene nhsl3, whose product is annotated as KIAA1522 ortholog. Lineage: Eukaryota; Metazoa; Chordata; Actinopteri; Pleuronectiformes; Soleidae. The record is from RefSeq and is a predicted model, not a curated record. The coding region runs from base 764 to 5395 and encodes 1543 amino acids. The transcript has 10 exons. Gene Ontology annotation, biological process: cell differentiation.
GCUGCAGAAGACAAACCUCUUCACCUUUACCAGAUCAUUUUCAAACACUCGGCGUUACAGCACUGUAGUUGAUCAGGAUUCUUGUUCUCCACAUUUCCUUAUUUUUGUCUCAUUUGUUUUCUAUUAAGAGACAAAAACAAAAGACAAUCAGCAGCUCCCUCUGCGACAUCUCCAGGCUCCAAAUAUGGAAAUACUGAUCCAAGGUGAGUAUUUUUCUCUCCUUGCUGCCGUGAUGAUUUGUGACCCAGGGGUUCCCUUCUUGAGGGAGACUGGGACGACUGCACCUGAUCCCCGGAAAGGGGGUUAGGAGAAAAUACAAAGAGGAAAUACCAACUCCCAGCUGUUUGGAACGUAAGGACAAGGAGCCAACACAGGAAUGGAGCACCGAACUCCAAACAGCACUGUGAGAGGUGGGCCGAGAGGCUGUCUCUCACCCAGAGGGAGGAGGGACUGACUGUGCAGAGAGCAUGGAGCUUCAUUCACUCUGCUACACACACACACACACACACACACAUGCUCCGCAAGGCAGCUCCCAGGCUGAGAGAAAAGAGGGGAGCAGAGGAGACAGCAGCUCGUUCGCCAAGUGGUGACAGACAGGAAAAACAGAGGCACAGAGCGAGGCUACAGAGGGACAGAGGGGUCAAUCAAACCCUUCCCCAAGUGAGAGGAGAUUCCAGACCUUGUACACCGUUUUACGAGAGGACACACAUACACUGAUUUAAGUGGCGCUACUGGGCCUUAGCUCCCCGGUCAAACCUCCAGGAUGUCCCGCAGGAGGUCGACAGGUGACCUAGUGCCCAGGGACAUCACUCAGAUCUUAGCGAGGGAGGCGAGAGCUCAGCGAGGUAAAAAGAAGCCGGGGAGCUCCCUGGGACAGGCACUCAGCUGGUUAAAGGGGAGCAGGAGGAAGAAGAACAUCAGCAACGGACUAAACCGAACUGGGACUGGCGUCGCAGACGAUAAGCCGGGGAUUCAGAAUCAAGAGCCGGCAAAAGCUGGCCCGAAGGGUAAUGAAGACCAUAAGAGGUUGGCGGUCCACUACACAACGUCACAGCACCACCAGGAGAAUGUAUUCAUUGAGGGCAGCAGGCCACAGUACCUGGAGGACCUGCACACUGAGGCUCUGGAGGGACUGAAGAUACUGCAGCAGGAAGAACACAAAAAUGGAGAGAAUUUUGCUGACGAUGAAAGCAUCUCUUCCUCAGACACCCUGCGUCCAGAACAGGAUAUCAGCUUCAAGGACGGAGGUGAAUGUCAGGAUUUGGAAGCCACUACGGGGAAUAGUGAUACCACAGUAGCUACUUCUGUGUCCACAAGACCAUUGCUCACUCCACAAGGUUCUACAUUUAAGCCCCCAAAUACAAUGAAGAGCGUAGAUACUAAGAGCAGGAAGAUGAACAGGAGGACCACCAUCAUGGGUAUUCCCAACCAGGUCCAGAAAGAGCUUGCACUACACAGAACUUCAACCUUCCAGCCACUUGUUUCUGUGCAGCACCUUAAUCAAGAUGGCCAGGUCACCGACAGCCAAUCAGGCGUCGUUAUUAUCCCAACAGUUGAUGGAGGGUCUCCAGCAGCAAAUAAAGAAGGAGCAAGAGUGCACCUUUCAGAGUUGGAGCAGGCAGCCAAGGAUGAACAGCUUUUUAACAACCACCUCCAGGCUAUGUUCAGGGAUGAGCAGACCCUCGACCUCGGCUUUGGUUCCAGUGUCUGUCCCACCUCCAACAUGAGACCCAAGUCCCUUGCAGUACCUGGCAUGACCACCUCCUCCACCUUCUGUCCUUCAUCAAUGUUAAGCUUUCUCCAAGAAUCGCAGGGUCCAGUGAUGUCCAUAUCACCUCAGGCCACUUACUUGUCGACAAUUAUCCCUAAUGCCGUCUUGCCAGCCUCGAUUGAAGUCAUAGAGAUAGACCGGAGCCGCAGCCGGACUCGUGGCAGCAGUGUCAACCACGGUGGUAGUGUCCUCACUGUUAGCAAAAGCAGCCUUGGAUCCAGAGACUCAUCAGUCAGCCCUUUGUUGUCCAGAAGAUCAGACGGAGAUGGUUUCCAGACUGAUCACUCGUGCAAAAACUCCACACUGAUGCCCAAAUCAACUUCAGGGUCAAAUUGGAGUGAGUCACAGUGUUCAAAGACCAUUAUUUUAAAUCCCUCCCCAGUGUCCUCUAAAGGGAGCCCACGCAUUGGUAACUGCCAUACGGUGGGACUUAAUGAACAGGGAAGCCAGCAAGAGCACUGUGGAGGAGAUCAAGACCAUGUCAGUGUUUGUAGCUCAGUAAGCACGAUUAGCAGCCCUAACAGUAAAGGUGAAAAUAUCGUAAUAGUUCAAGGAUCAGAGUCUGGUGGGUCAGGUUCAGUGACUGUAGAGGAGGAUGCAAAGAACAAGUGCAACUUCGCACGCAGUCUUUCAGUUAUGAAGACUAAACAACCCCCGGCACCUCCACGGAGAACAAACUCUCUUCACAGUAAUAAGUUCAAGAGUAGCUCCAGGGUUCUGAUGGAAAGCCAAGAUCUCAAUGACUUGAUGUCUGAAGAGGUGGAAACUACUACAAAACAUGCUGUAGUGAAAGAUGACAUCAAGUUGGUCACAGGAGGUAGAAGCAAGAUCACCAAUCCUGUAUCCAGUUCUGCUUGGUCCAGCUCUCCAGAAGUUUCCUCCAGUCCAAUGAUCAACACACAAAACCCUUCUAAAGAUGCUGAAGGACCGCCACAGCCACUGUCAGAAUCAAGGAGCUCCUCCCCACAGAAAACACCUUCAGAAGAGGAGGGGAAGUUUGAAAGGACCAUGUCCCCUUCCAGUGGCUACUCCAGCCAGAGUGGAACUCCAACACUCUCCCCUAAAGGUAUCUCCCCAACUUCCCCAGAAAAACAGAAGAAGCCUAUUAAACCUGAGAGAUCAGCGUCUCGGGCCUCAUCCUCAGCAGCUUCUCCUUCAUCCUCUCUUACCUCUUUAUCAUCCGGUACAUCUGAGCCUGUCAAUCCAGAUGUCUCCACAUGUAGCACAAAUCUUCUUCCACAAGUAACUUCACCCACAGUUAUACCAAACAAACUUACACCAACUAACAAUUCUUCAACUCUGAGAGUAGAAUGUAGAGAUCUGUUAAACAUUCCACCACCUCCCAAGGUCAAAGCACCAUGUCCUCCUCCUCCAGAGACAUGGGUUCACAAUAGGCGGACCAUUGAGUUCUUGUGUGGUCCCAUUUCCAGUGUCAGCAAAGAAACCCACAAACCCCCCAAAAUACACGACAGCACAGUUAAACAUGCAGAAGUCCAGCCUAAAGCCACAGAGGAAGAGCAAGAUUUAUUUCAAAACCAGAUAGCCUUAGUCGAACCUGUCACGGAAUUGUCAGAAAGUGAAGAAAAGUCGGAGGCAUUCUUAGCAACAUAUCCCACAGAUGCCCACAAAGACCUAGAGAGCAAGGAAUGUCCAGGUUCCAAGACAGAGGGAGUACAAACAAGUGCAGAUGCUCAGAAACCAGACCAAAGUAGUAGCCCAGUAGUGACGAGCCCCAGUAAUCAAGAGAUACAUCAAAGGAAAGGUCCCCCUCCUGUGAUGAAAAAACCCAUGACAAUAUUGCACAAAGAUACGCCGUUGUCAACAGAGCAGCCAGCAGAGACGCAGCAAAAGGAAAAGAGUAGUCGUAACCAGGUAGAAGUUAAUUCAUCUGUUGAGAACAACGUAACAUCCUCACACAAUGGGGUAAUUGUUUUAGUGGAUAAGAGUAAUAAUGAGAUGGAUAGAAUUGAGGUACCAUCCAUGCAAACACUUUCUGUAGAGGCACCCAAGGUCAGUAAGGUCUCACCUCCACCUACCCCUCCCCCAGCAUACCACCCUACACCUCCUCCCUCACGAAAGACACCUCCCUCAUCAGUGUCUACGCCACCAGAUGACUUACAGAAGGUAGAGGAGGAGAUGCCUGUUGUUGAGUCUUGCUGGCCACCUCCUCCACCUCCUUUGGAAGGGGACUCAGUCUUUGAUGGAGAAGACGAGGUAGACUUUCCUCCUCCACCACCACCAUUCCUAACAGACAAUGUGCCAGAUGUGAUUGACAGCUGUGUCAAACAGCUAGACCUUCUCAGCGGGUGUACCGUGGCGAAACAAGACGUUGGAGACACAAAUAAGGAUUCAGGUGAAGGUGGGACUGUCAUACAGGAACACAAACCACAUUUGCCAGACACUGUUCCACAAUCAGAAGUAUAUGAUAACAAAGCAGAGGUUACAGUGCAACUUUCAACAUCUAACUGUGAUGAUGAGGGUUAUUGCAAACCAGAGGAGCCUGUUUCAUCUCUGCCAGAUACUGUCCCACCUCCACCCGUAGAGGGACCUCCCAUGCCAACAAUUACACAAGCAGAAAACCUUGUAUCAGUCUCUGCUUUAGUUCCUUCCAACAGUUUCCAGAGACGAGACUCUCUGAAAACUGAAGAUCAGUCUUCCUCUGGGCCCACUGUUAGUGCCCAAUCUCCAGUUAUAGUCCCAGUUGCUCCCCCCAUACCAACAGAGACUCAGGCGGUUAAUUUUAGAAGACAACCCAGUAUAGCAUAUCGAGACACCCGGAGCAAGGAGCUUCUUCCCCGCCACAGAAGUGCACCCAUUCCUAAAGAGGAUGCAAACAUACCUCUCGUCACUCCCUCUCUGCUCCAAAUGGUUCGCCUCAGAUCAGUCAACGUGAAUGAAGAUCAGAUGAGCGCUACUUCUGAGGACAAACCAAUAAGCCACGGAGCUCCAGUUCAGGAGAAUUGCCCAGUCUCAGUCCCAGGACAUCAACACAUUCCACAAAAGCCCAUUCGCAAGUCUCUGUCUCUAAAAUCUUCACCUCAGUUAUUCACACCAUCCUCUGUGACAAUGAACUCUCCCUCAGUGCGCUUACAGGAAGCCAUACGUAUGAAAACUGCAGCCAUGUCUGCAAGAGAUGGGCUUCCAUCCCGACUGGGUGUAAGGUCACUCCCCUACAACUGCAUCAGUGAACCCGCAGCUCUGUCUCUAAAAUCACCUGAAGGGUGUGACAUGCACAUGUCCCCUGCCUCCACAGCCAGCUUCAUCUUCUCCAGGAGCGCAAAAAAAGUCGUCAUCGAGACUGCAGCUACCUCCACAUGUGAAGCUCAGGCAACUCUCAAGAAAAGCUUGGCAGCCGAGCUUGUGCAGGUGUCCGACCAGCCAAGGGCUUCCACUGUCUCCAAUGGUGGAGUGAAGUGUGACAAAGUUCCUCCGCCUGUCGCUAGGAAGCCGGUACAUGGCAACAUCAAUCCUCCAACGCAUCAUCCUGUCUGCUCAGGAAAGACGGAGAACAGUGUUAAAGGAAAUGGGGCAAUAGGAGAAGUGCAACAUGGAAUAAGUGGAAUAACAUCUCCUGAGACGACAACUACAAGGGUGACAGCGGACACGAUUGAAACACUGUUCUGAAAGAGACUUGUGCUGAUGAACUGACGACCGGACCUCUGUCAGAGCGGCAAAAAAGUUAAAGGACAACUCAUGGCAAGAACUGACUGACAUUACUGAGAUUAAGCUCAACUAUCUUGAGUGUUGUGUGUUAAGUAUUCUCCAAAAGCCUUAGCCUGUUAAUGGCCCUCCUUUAUAUUUAUGCAAAAAAAAAAAACACAUGUUGCUCUCAAUUUCUUACGAUAGCUUUAUUCUGAAGUAUUUUUCUAUGCCGUAGCUUAUUUCUAAUUAAGGCCCCUCAGGAUGAAACGGUGGCUGAACUGUAAAAUAUUUGGCUUGUGUGACACCGCCUCCUAGAGGUUUAAUUAGGUAGUGCUCACUGCAGCUGCAGAGUGAAAAAGUGUCUUCAACUUGAGGUUGUCAAUUUUUUUUCCCUGUUGUAAAUGUACUACAGUUUUCAUGGGGAUUCAAGCAAAAAAUCCACAACACCCUUCAGCUUCUGUGUAAAUAUCUGGGUUAAAGUCACUUUUACUCCCGGUUCUUCACUGUGUGGACAUACUAGAAAGAGUAUUUGAGAAGAAAGGAGUGCUGCAAAUCCACAAGAAUAGACGGUUGCAAAGCUAUAAACGAAAAACCACGAAUACUUGACACAAAUUAAGAUGUUUCUGCUCACGUUUCUUGGUGUAGCGAGGGGUCAAACCAACACGUUCUAAAAAGCCUUUCUAGCAAAAAGAAAAACAAGUAUACUAUUUAUUUAUGUGUGAUUUCCACUCUUGGCACUGUUGGACACAUUUUCCAAAACAAUAUUAAAGAUUCUUUAUGAUCCGAAUACCACUUGUAGGGCUGUUGUUGUUGUGAAAACUGGCCUUGGAUGAUUGAUACACUGGAGAAGACCAAGUAUGAGGUCAUUUUGUUUUUAUUCAAUAAUCUCUUAACUAAAUCUUCUGCACAGGACUUUUUGAUGGAAAAUCAAGUUCAUUACUAUUUGCACAAACUGCUUUCCCCCAGCAAAAUAAUCAGUGUGAAUUAUACUGACCCUAAUGGGUAAAAAAAAUCAACUUUUUGAUGAUUAUAAAGAGUUAUGUAGUUAUUACUACAAAUAAAUUUUAAGUGUAUUAAA